AUGCCUACAAUGCCAACCAUCGAAAUACCAGACAACGACCACGACGUGUCUCCUGUCUCGUCGCCGUCUCUUUCGCGUGUCAACAGUCGACACAGCGCUGUUUCNAUCUCUGGACAUUUCUCCCGUUUCUUCUCCCGUUUUCUCCCCACCCAAUUGUCGAGCUCUGGCCAUGGAGCUGCGACUUCAGAUACGGCAACAACCAACUCCUACGACCAUUCUUUCACCGAUGCGGAUGACUGGUUUGGCCGUUUCCGUGAUGAUCUAGACAUCUCUGAUGAAUGUCCUGAUCGCGGACAACUCGCUGUCGCUGGACAGGUUCCUGUGUACGAUGCCAACGGAAACUCGCGACUUUUCAGCACCUUCUUCACAGGUCUGGACGCUAUUGGCGACAGACAAUUCAUCAUCUUUGUGCGACACUUUUAUUGCGGCGCUUACUACACCAUGGCCGUUCCCACAAACAUCAUCGUCGUUGGCUGCGGCUCACCAUCCAUGAUCCCAUUCUACAAACAAGCCACUGGCUGCCCUUUCCCCAUCUUUGCCGAACCUUCGCGCAAGCUCUACAAGGCAUUGGGCAUGACACUCACCCUGAACCUCGCCGGACCUAAGAGACCGAAGUACAUGAAAGACGUCCCUUUCCACAAAUGGCAGCUCGAGCAAUGGACAACAAUGGCAAAGCCACCGAAAGGCAACUCGCGCUUCAAGGGCGGCAACUUGCUCCAGAUUGGCGGUGAAUUCUUGUUCCAAGAUGGCCAGGUCGUCUGGUGUCACCGUAUGAAGAACAUGCGCGGCCAUGCCGAAGUCGAUGUUGUCAAGCGCGUCCUGGAGUUGGAGGACUAA
Molecule: messenger RNA, 837 nt
Organism: Aureobasidium vineae
Lineage: Eukaryota; Fungi; Ascomycota; Dothideomycetes; Dothideales; Saccotheciaceae
Source: the annotation of a GenBank genome assembly